GCUCGCCGCGGCAGGCAGACGCCGCCGGCUGCAGCGCCGGCCCCGCGGACGGACGGACGGACGGACGGACACCCCGCAGCUAAGGGCAUCGGGGCACCAUGAACUGGGGGGUGUUCGAAGGGCUCCUCAGCGGGGUCAACAAGUACUCCACGGCCUUCGGCCGCAUCUGGCUCUCCUUGGUCUUCAUCUUCCGCCUGCUGGUCUACGUGGUGGCGGCCGAGCGGGUCUGGAGCGAUGACCACAAGGACUUCGACUGCAACACGCGGCAGCCGGGCUGCAGGAACGUCUGCUUCGACCACUUCUUCCCCGUCUCCCACAUCCGGCUGUGGGCCCUGCAGCUCAUCCUGGUGACCUGUCCCUCCCUCCUGGUCAUCAUGCACGUGGCCUACCGGGAGGCCAAGGCGCAGAGACGCCGCACUGCGGAGGGCGACGACUGCCGCCGCGUCUACCCCGACCCCGGCAAGAAGCGGGGAGGCCUGUGGUGGACCUACCUGCUCAGCCUGGUCUUCAAGGCUGCUGUGGACGUGAUCUUCCUCUACAUCUUCUACCGCUUCUACAGGAACUACACCCUGCCCCGCGUGGUGAAGUGCGAGCUCCCGCCGUGCCCCAACAUCGUGGACUGCUUCAUCUCCCGGCCCACCGAGAAGAACAUCUUCACCCUCUUCAUGGUGGUCACCGCCUGCAUCUGCAUCACGCUGAGCCUCGUCGAGGCCGCCUACCUGAUAGGCAAGCGGUGCCACGAGUGCCUCGGCGCCCGGCGCGGGCAGAGCCGCCAGCACUGCCGGGACUGCGCUCUUUCCCGGGCUGAGUCGUCUGAAACCGGGGGGCAGGUUUUCCAGGGGGCGGACUACAAGCCCCCCACGGCCUCCAUCCCUGCCAGCGCGCCGCAGGACGAAGAGGCUCUUCCCUAGCGGCUGGGGAGACGGUCCCACGGGAGGGAGCUGCCCGCUCCAUCGGGGUGGGGGGUGGGAUGCCAGAACCCCCUCCCAGAGGCUGCGGGCCCCAGUGGGGAUGGGGAGGUUGGACAUCAGCUCUUGACUGUGCAUCUCUCGGGGAAGGGGCAGGACGUCGUGCCAGCGAAGCUGGGUGAAGGCAGGGGCUGCAAGACGCGUGCUCCCCGCGGCCGAGGGACCGCAGCUCUGCGGAGCGGGCAGCAGCCUCAGCGCUCGCGCCGCCGGAGCCGGCCCGCCCGGCCCGGCCCGCAGUAUAUCCUUGCAGCAAAUAAAA
Molecule: messenger RNA, 1227 nt
Organism: Rhea pennata
Lineage: Eukaryota; Metazoa; Chordata; Aves; Rheiformes; Rheidae
Product: gap junction beta-5 protein-like
Exons: 2
Coding region: 99-911 (270 amino acids)
Biological process (GO): cell-cell signaling
Cellular component (GO): connexin complex
Molecular function (GO): gap junction channel activity
Source: RefSeq, a predicted model, not a curated record